Messenger RNA from Antechinus flavipes (yellow-footed antechinus), 3626 nucleotides. It is a transcript of the gene BCAR3, whose product is annotated as BCAR3 adaptor protein, NSP family member. Gene Ontology annotation, molecular function: phosphotyrosine residue binding; guanyl-nucleotide exchange factor activity. Gene Ontology annotation, biological process: small GTPase-mediated signal transduction; positive regulation of peptidyl-serine phosphorylation. The coding region runs from base 926 to 3154 and encodes 742 amino acids. The transcript has 10 exons. The record is from RefSeq and is a predicted model, not a curated record. NCBI's taxonomy places the organism in Eukaryota, Metazoa, Chordata, Mammalia, Dasyuromorphia, Dasyuridae.
CUUUGAUGAAGUCUGUGAAUCAUGUCAGAGUCAGUCACAUAGCCCGGGUCCCGGCUGCCUCCUGACAGCUUGUGGGGCCAUGUGGGAUGGGUUUGUGGCUCUGGGUGUUUGCUGACAGACCUGCUAAUUAAACACCAAAAGGCAGUGUGGCUCUGCCAGUAACUGAUGGCUGUGCCAAUGUUAUCAGCUGGGUUUUGUGUUUUCCCUACAACUGGCUGCCAGGAGCAUCCUAAUUAAAAAUAAACAGCCUUGUCAGGGUGGUCAUUUGAGUGUUUCCUUUUCCUCCUUUCUCUCCCUACCUGGGUUACCUAGGACUUUAGGAAAGGGGCCAGACUAAGUGACCUGGUAACCUUCCGCCAGCGCUGUUCCAAACUGGUCCCUGUUGGAUAGGGAGGCUGAACGAUUGAUGUGAUUUACCUUGUUCUCUAAAAACCUCUCUGAUUCAGAGAGGGAUCAGCUCGAGUGACGGGCGGAAAGGAGCAGAAUACUUGACGAAGGUCCAGGACUGUGAAGGGAAGGCUGCCUGUGGCUUGUGGCUGAAUGGUUUUGUCCUCGGGGUCUCUGGAGUGAAGGGACAGCUAAAGAGCAGAGCCUCUCCUUGGAGGGGUUAGAAUUUCAUUGGAGAGUGGCCGGUCACAUGAGGACUUUUGGCUCCCACUCCAUGGCAGGCUGGACACAAGCAUGUCAGGACUGAGAGAGUUGAUCGUUACAGGCUUUGACUGGGGUGGAAGGGGGGGAACAGUCCCACCCUGAUCCGGAGAAGGAGAGAGCUCUCAUAGCCCAAGGAGACAGCAGCAGCAGCAGCAGCAGGAACGGCCGGGAAGGCAGGGGACUAUGCAGCCUGGGAGGCAGCUCCCAGAAAACUUCUGAAGCCUUCUUUGAGCCCUCGAGAAAGUGUGUGGUCUCUGGGCCAGAAAAUCGGAAGAUGCCUAAGGAAUGCAAUGCUUUUCAUACGCUCUCAGCGGCUUUGUGCUGCUUUUAUCACCGGAAGUCUGUCAUUGGAGUGAAGUUCUCCAAGGAGAGACACAUAAUGGACAGGAGCCCUGAGAAGCUGCUGAAGAAGGAACUGGAGGAGGAGCUGCAGCUCAGCAGCGAGGAUAUACGCAGCCACGCCUGGUAUCACGGGCGCAUUCCGCGACAGGUAUCAGAGAGUCUUGUGCAGCGAGAUGGAGACUUCUUGGUACGGGAUUCUCUCUCUAGCCCUGGAAACUUUGUCCUGACCUGUCAGUGGAAGAAUACAGCCCAACAUUUCAAGAUCAGCAAGACAGUUCUCCGUCUCAAUGAAGCUUAUUGCCGUAUCCAGUAUCAGUUUGACCAGGAAAGUUUUGACACCAUCCCAGGUUUAGUCAGAUGCUACGUGGGGAAUCGUCGGCCAAUAUCCCAGCAGAGUGGGGCUAUUAUUUUCCAGCCCAUCAACAGGACUGUACCACUGAGAUGUCUGGAGGAGAGGUAUGGUACUUCUCCCACCCGGUCAAGGGAAUACAGCCUCUCAGAGGGAAAAAUGGAAACCACAAAAAGACUGAGCCUCAAUAUGUGCAAUGUGCCAUCUCGAGAACAGAGUUUGGCCAGAGGAAAUCUUCUAAGAAAUAAAGAAAAAAGUGGGAGCCAGCCUGCAUGCCUGGAUCACAUGCAGGAUAAAAGGUCCUUAUCCCUCAAGGCCCACCAGUCAGAAAGUUACCUGCCAAUUGGUUCUAAGCUGCCGCUCCAGUCCUCUGGAGUAGACACAAGCCCCUGUCCAAAUUCCCCGGUGUUCAGGACAGGCAGUGAGCCGACACUCAGCCCCACGGUGGUGCGGAGGGUUUCCUUGGAAGCCCAGGUCCCCGGGGAAGCCCUGCGAGGAUCGGACAGCCAGCUGUACCCCAAACCUCCACCUAAGCCCAGUAAAGUGCCUUUCCUCAAGCCACCUCCGUCCCCUUCCACUUGGCACAACUUUGAGGCAAACUAUUGUGAACUUAACCCUGCCUUUCCCCCUGGCUUCUGUGGGACAAAGCAGGCUCUGUGUCCCCAGAGCGGCUGUGGGGAGCCCCCAAUGCCCAGGGAGAACGGGGCCCUCUCGUUCCGAAACUCUGGCACCAACUAUCUGAUCCUGGACGACGACGCUCCAAGGCCUUCUCGGGCCCCCUUGGCUGCCCAGAUGGAGAAGGGACAGGAAGGCGGCGGGGUGUUUGUGACACCCUUUCUGGAAACGGUCUCUUCCUUCAGACCCAAUGACUUUGAAUCCAAACUCCUUCCUCCUGAAAACAAGCCUCUGGAAACAUCAAUGUUGAAACGAGCCAAGGAGUUGUUCACCAAUAAUGAUCCCAAGGUUAUCGCCAAGCACAUGCUGAAGAUGGACUGCAAGGUUGCUAGGAUACUAGAGGUCUCUGAAGAGAUGAAAAGGAUCAUGGGUGUAAGCUCGGGUCUGGAACUCAUUACCUUGCCUUAUGGACACCAACUGCGCCUGGAUAUCAUCGAAAGACACAACACCAUGGCCAUAGGCAUAGCGGUGGAUAUCCUCGGCUGCACGGGCAGUUUGGAGGAGAGAGCAGCAACCCUCCAUAAGAUCAUUCAGGUAGCUGUGGAAUUGAAGGACUCCAUGGGGGACUUGUAUGCGUUCUCUGCCAUCAUGAAAGCCUUGGAAAUGCCACAAAUUACAAGGUUAGAACAGACAUGGACUGCUUUACGACACCAGUACACCCAGACAGCAAUCCUCUAUGAAAAGCAACUGAAACCUUUCAGCAAAACUUUACACGAAGGCAAAGAGACCAUGUGUGUUCCUCAAAACAAGGUAACAGUCCCACUGCUUAUGCCUCUGGUGACCUUGAUGGAGCGGCAGGUAGUCACUUUUGAAGGGACAGACAUGUGGGAAAAAAAUGAUCAAAGCUGUGAAAUCAUGCUGAGCCAUCUAGAAACAGCCCGAUUCAUAGCCCAGGCUGCAGACAUGUAUCGGGCAAAUGCAGAGAGUAUCCUCGAAGGUUUUCAGGCAGAUGAAGAGAUGAAUGAAAUCUUCAAGACUGAAUUUCAGAUGAGAUUGCUAUGGGGAAGCAAAGGAGCACAAGUCAAUCAAACUGAGAGAUAUGAGAAAUUCAACCAGAUUUUAACUGCACUCUCACGAAAAUUAGAACCUCCUCCUUUGAAGCAUGCAGAACUCUGUAGAGUCUUCAAAGAAUCAUAAGAUAUUAUUUCAACCUUACCCAAUUUUCUCUUUGGGAAACUUUUAUCAUUUGACAAAAUAAUUAAAUACAAAUGUGACAAAUAUAGAAACCUUUAGUAUCCACAGGAUAUUUGAAAAUGUAAAUUGCACAGUGCACAUUUAUUUAUAAAUUGUUAAAAAUUACUACUGAUUUUAAAAGGAAUCAUAAUUUAUUAAUGUUACUGUUGCUAAUGAUUUGUUAGACAACUUUAAGAAAAUACCUUGUGGGACAGGGUUAGCUGAUCUCCUUUGAUCAGAUUUAACUCUUAAAAUAAUUGCAUUUGACCACUUCCAAUAAUUAUAAUUCCCACAGGAUUAUGUAGCAGAUGUGUAAAUAGAAAGGUAGGUUAAGAACAGCAUGAAACAUUUCAGAAGGUAUCAGUUGUAUGAUAUUCUUUAAAUGAAUAUGAAAACUGUGUAAAUAUCCAUAAAUAAAAAUAUAUCUUUAUGUGAA